ACACACACACACACACACACACACACACACACACACACACACACACACACACACACUGUGACUCAACACGAAUCAAAGAGCAAGCUAUUUAAGUGAAGCAUCUCAGAAUGGGAGAAGGAUCACGCUACCUCGUCAAUCACAUGGUGACGUUCUGUCUGCAGGAGGGAGAGGUGACGAGUGUGGAGGAGGCGCGUUUGCGCUUCUCUCAGCUGGCGCGUGCCAACCGCCUCUGGAGCCAGGAGAUGCUGCUGGAGAUCCAUCCUCAGGCCCUCCUGCUCAGAGACAAGGAGAGCCAGGAACUGCUGGAACAGUACUCUCUGUCUGCUCUGCACCGCUGUGAGUGUGUGUCAUCAGAGAAGCAGUACCCCUCUCUACUGCUGCUGGUAUGCCAGGCCUCCCCACACAAACAACCUGAGGUCCAGUUCUUCAACUGCAACACAGUCAAGGCAGAGCGCGUGCGUGAUGACAUCAUUGGAGCUGUGUCGAAGUAUGCUGGGCGGAUGAGAAAGCCCAACCCCGAGGACGUCAGGACUGAUAUGGAUAUCCACAGUAUCCCAAGUCCCCCCUAUGUUGAGGCUCAAAACCCCCCACCCGCCAACCCCCCUCCAUACCCUGGCAUCAAAGCUAAUGGGGUGGUGAAUGGACAACCAGACAAAGCUUUCUUACGAGCGCAGCGAGAAGUGGACAUCCUAAACCACUGCUUUGAUGACAUGGAGGCCUUCAUGGGCAAGUUGCAGCAGUCGGCCGAAGCCCAGAGCAUCCUGGACCAGAGGAACAAGAAGAAGAAGAAGAGCCGAAAGAAGAGUACAGAGGAUGAUCUGCUGACUGCAAAGGCCAAACCACCUCCUGAGGAGGAGUUCAUAGACAUCUUCCAGAAAUUCAAGUACUGCUUUAGUCUGCUGGCCCGACUAAAGGCAGCCAUUGCCAACCCUACGUCUGAGGAUCUAAUACACCACAUUUUCAAACCUCUAGACAUGAUAGUGAAGACCACAGGUGGCCCAGCACUAGCUGCCAGUGUGGCGAGUCCAGCUCUGACCACAGGGGCGGUCACUCUGCUGCAGCAAAAUGUCACAGAGGAGGAGAAGCAGCUGUGGACCGCACUGGGCCCCAACUGGACACAGCCACGUUCCCAGCUGCAGGGUCCCAUCCCUCCAUACAGCCCUGUGUUCCUGGGCGGCUGGAAGCCAGAGGGCGAUGACCCCGUGGAGACGCAGCACAGGCAGGAAGCAGAGCAGGAGCAGCAGCAGCAACAACCUGUAAAAACUGGAGUGAUGCCAGGUCCACCCAGAGAGCAAACGGAUAGUGGUGUACCAUCAGAAGAAAGGCUGUAUUGUGUCAGCUAUGACUUUGUGGCCAGAAAUAGCAGUGAGCUUUCUGUCCUACAAGGGGAGACCCUGGAGGUGGUUGAGGCGUCAAAACGUUGGUGGAAGGUUCGUAAUCGAUUUAAUGAGAUUGGUUUUGUGCCCUUCAACAUCCUGGAGCCAAUCUCCCACAUUGAGAGUCCUACAAAUAAAGCACCUAAGGCUCCUGCGCCUCCUCCGAUGCCCAAGAGUUUCUCCUACGCUCCGGCCACCCCUCCCACCCUCCACGUGGACUCCAGCGCCAACAGGCCUCGCAGCAUCGCCCUCGCACAGCACAUGCCCUCAGACUCCGACUCAGACAAGGUCAUGCAGGUAAAUGAUGAGCUGCUUCAGAGGCUGACCAAUGGGAAGUCAGGUUUGUCCCGCCCACUGGUUAUCCAUCGCUCUGCGGAGACAUCGCUUCCGCUCGACUACCAUUCACCACCAACGGAGGUGGAGGCAUGGCUUCGGGGGAAAGGCUUCAGUGAUCCGACGGUGCAGUGUUUAGGUGUGCUGAAUGGGGCCCAACUCUUCUCACUGAACAAAGAGGAGCUUCGUGCUGUCAUUCCUGAUGAGGGAGCACGAGUCUACAGCCAGAUCACAGUGCAAAAAUCUCUCUUGGAGGAUGAAAGAAGAGCUUCAGAGCUUGAGGCUGUGAUGGAGAAACAAAAGAUGAAGGUGGACCUUGAACUUGAGAGUGGAACCCUAACCUUAUAAUUACACACUACAAACACACACACACACAAUUAUAUACAGUAGAGUGCUUAUUUAUAAUGCCAAUAUCUACAGGCAUCCAUUUUAAAGAAAAUCCAGAAAUCCAUUGUAUAAACACUGAUUAUUUAACACAAACAGAGAAAGGGUGAAUGAUUGAGAGAAUGGAAGAGUGAAUGGUCAUGUACUCAUUGUAUGUUGUUGCUUAUUUGCUUUCCUUCUAAUCAGACAAAACAUUAUUCUUUCAUCCCUCUUGGCAAAUACUAAUAAAUGAAUGUAAUAAGACCAUGUGUGCAAACUCAUUAUAUGUUAUGUCAUUCACAUUGAAACUUAGCUGUUGUUAACACACCUCACUAUGAUAAAGUUAUAUGGAUGUCUUCAUUUCUAAAAAUGUAAAAUAAUGAUAAUGUAUCAUGAAGUCAUACCCUUUCCAUCUAUUUUAAUCUGUUUAGUCUCCCUGUAAUAUCACAUGAGAUAUUCCACAGGUUACACUGCCCACUUUGAAAGUAAAUCCGGCUUAUAAUAGUCUUCAGUGUGUGUCCCAAAGGAAAAUGUCUUUGUAUGUAUGUAUGUAAUGUAUUUGAGAAAUAAAUCAGAUUUUUAUUGAAA
This is a messenger RNA of Alosa alosa (allis shad), 2660 nucleotides long. RefSeq names its product eps8 like 1b (gene eps8l1b). Gene Ontology annotation, biological process: Rho protein signal transduction; positive regulation of ruffle assembly; regulation of Rho protein signal transduction. NCBI's taxonomy places the organism in Eukaryota, Metazoa, Chordata, Actinopteri, Clupeiformes, Clupeidae. Gene Ontology annotation, cellular component: vesicle; ruffle membrane; plasma membrane. Gene Ontology annotation, molecular function: actin binding. The record is from RefSeq and is a predicted model, not a curated record. The coding region runs from base 108 to 2057 and encodes 649 amino acids. The transcript is spliced from 19 exons.